Molecule: messenger RNA, 5427 nt
Organism: Mangifera indica (mango)
Lineage: Eukaryota; Viridiplantae; Streptophyta; Magnoliopsida; Sapindales; Anacardiaceae
Exons: 11
Coding region: 154-5202 (1682 amino acids)
Molecular function (GO): protein binding
Source: RefSeq, a predicted model, not a curated record
UUUGGUAAGCUUUCUUUAAAAAACAAAGUCACACUCUCUCUCUGUCUCACAACACAGACUCUGCAAUUCAUCAAACCCUAGCAAUCUCUCUCUCUGUGACGCUCGCUCUCUAUCUACCUAAUCUCGGUCUCAAAUUUCCUGCGAAUUUCUGUCAUGGCUGACAGAAAGCUCGAUCUGCCUGACGAUCUCCUCUCCUUUAAGACUCUCGAUCAACACCGCUCCGUCAAAGAUGAAGCUUGGGAAGGAACUGGUGAGGAGAAGUCCUUGAUGGGGUUACUUGAUGAGUCUAAAGAUCAAGCAACUUCGGAGAAUAGCAUACCAUUGUCUCCGCAGUGGCUUUAUGCUAAACCAGUUGAUCCUAAGACAUUGACUACAGGAGGGGAAAUGCGGAUACCAAAUUCAUUGCCCCUGGCAAACACAACUGACACUAAUUUAAAAGACAGUUGGCGUUUAGAUGGAUCUCAAGACAAGAAAGACUGGAGGAAGACUGUGCCUGAUAUUGAAAGCAGUCGCCGCUGGCGCGAAGAGGAGAGAGAAACAGGCAUACUUGGUAGAAGAGAUCGCAGAAAAGAAGAUCGUCGUGCGGAUGUUACCUCAUCUAGGGAUAUUUCUGAAACUAGAGCUUUGUCUUCUGCAGAUCGUUGGCAUGAUCCUAGUAACCGUACUUCUGGGCAUGAAUCCCGGAGAGACAGCAAGUGGUCUUCAAGGUGGGGUCCUGAAGAUAAAGAGAAGGAAACUCGAACUGAAAAGAGGACAGAAGCUGAGAAGGAAGAUACUCAGAUUGACAGACAAUAUUUUGCCAGUGGCAAUCGCACAACUUCCGAGCGUGACAAUGAUUCUCGUGAUAAGUGGAGGCCUCGUCAUCGCAUGGAAGUUCAUGCAGGUGGGUCAGCUGCAUACCGCUCUGCACCAGGAUUUGGGUUGGAGAGGGGACGGGUAGAAAGCUCAAAUAUCCGAUUUGCUCCUGGACGUGGUAGGUCUACUAUCAGUGGAAGCCUACAAAUAGGCAGGCCUCCCCAUGUAUCCGUUAUUGGCUCUGUUCCUGUAGGCAAAAUAUCCAGCUCCUCAGCCGUGUAUUGUUAUCCUAGAGGAAAGCUUCUUGACAUUUAUCGUAAACAAAAACCUCUUCCCAAUUUUGAUUCCAUACCUGAUGAGAUGGACCAUUUAUCACCAAUAACAGAAGUAGCUUCCAUUGAGCCUUUGGCUUUUGUUGCUCCUGAUGCAGAGGAAGAGGCUAUUCUUGGGGAUAUAUGGAAAGGAAGGAUUAGAAGUAGUGAAGUAUUACAGAACUCUAAUAGGGACAAAAAUGUGGCAUCAAGUGUUAAUACUGCAGGAUUUGGUGACACAACUGUAGGCGAGGGUAAACAGAGUUCUUCAGUUAAUGCUGAAAGAACUGUUGAAUCUUUGGAAGAAAAGGGUGUAAAUAAUUCUGGUCAAGGUAAUGGUGCUGAGGCAUUAAGCUCAUCUGAUCCCCAUGUUGGCAAGGAAGGGGAUGGUAUUAAAGAAGGUGAAGGUAUUAGGUCACACGCAAUUGAUGUCAUGCAUGAUGACUUGAUACCUUCAAUUUUGAAGGGACAUGAUACAUGUGGUGCUGGAGAGACUACGAGGCCCAGUAACAGUGACAAUGAUAUGAAAUUUGUUGAAAACCAACCAGUAGAUGAUUUGAUCCUCACAAAGCACCCCAAAAUGGAAGAUAUUAAAUUAGCUCCUUCUUUUGAAUUUGGUAACCAGCUUCCCGAUGAUUCAAAUUUUCUAUUUGAUGUUGCAUCUCUGCAACAAACUGCAAACAGUGAUCAGCUUCAUCAAAAAAGCAGUAACAGGGUGCCUCCAUUGGAUGGUGGUACAUCGCUAGAUAAUUUAAGUUUGUUCUAUCUUGAUCCUCAAGGAGUAAUUCAGGGACCAUACAUGGGGAUUGACAUCAUUAUGUGGUUUGAGCAAGGUUAUUUUGGAACUGAUUUACCUGUUCGAUUGUCAGAUGCCCCUGCUGAUUCAGCUUUUCAAGAACUUGGUGAACUCAUGCCCCACCUGAAAUUUAAAUCAGGGUCCUCCACAUGCAAUAAUAUGGUUACAACAUCACAGCUAUCUGAUACUGUUGUAGGCAGCUUGGAAGAGAGUGUAGUCUCUCCUGCUGCCGGACCUGAUUAUAAGAGGUCUGCUGUUUUAAAUAAUCAGCUGUGGGUUUCAACCAGUUCUGAUGCUAUUUCAGGUAUUGAUUUUCAAUCAGGAGUUCCUAAUCAGGAACAUCAGUCUGAGCUCCAUCUUCCUGACAAUCAAAGCUUCCAAAAUUCUGUUGCUCAAGAUGAAGAAAUUGUCUUUCCUGGGAGGCCUCGAAGCAGCAAUGCUAAUCAUAUGAGGAGAUCUGGUGCUGAUACGCACAGUUCAUUUUCUAGUCCUGCAAGCCACCAUUCCCUUGUUAAUGAGUUUUCAGAAGCUAUUAUGCCCAAACAUCAGGAGGAUGAUAAGUUGCAUCCUUUUGGUCUGUUGAUGUCUGAGCUCAGAGACAGCUCUCAUUUGAGGCGUUCUCAUUCAUCCAAUUUGGCUUCAAGCAUAGAUGACCAGGGUCAAUUCCUGGAUUCUUUUGACAGAGAUGCUACAAUUGCCACACAAAACUCCUUGGGUGCAAUUUCUGAUCAACCUGCUCUGGGGCAGAUGUGGCCUGAUGAUUAUAGACGGAAUACAUUUUUAAAAUCCCACCCUCAUCAAGGGUCUAUAGAUGCACGCCAAUUAUUUCGUAGAGAGCAAGAAUUGAAUGGUUUUGACAUGGCACAACAAAAUUAUUCUUCUCAUCCUUUUUCAUAUACAAAUGAGUUGGGGAUAGAGCAAAUUCCUGGUUUUUCUCAUCUACAGCAGUUGGCUCAUCCAGCAGCAGACAUGAAACAACUUUUGGAACUUAAGUUACAACAUCAGCGACAUCUUGAGCUUCAACAACAGCGACAUCUUGAGCUUCAACAGCAGCGACAUCUUGAACUUCAACAACAGCGACAUCUUGAACUUCAACACCAGCGGCAGCUUGAACUUCAACAACAGCGGCAUCUCGAACUUCAACACCAGCGGCAGCUUGAGCUUCAACAACAGCAGCAGCUCAGGCUGCAACAACAGAGGCAGCUUGAGCUUGAGCAACAGAAACAGCUUGAACUUCAACAACAGCAUCGCUUGCUGCAACAGCAGCAGAUUCGUUUCAACGAAAUGAAGUUGCUGCUGCAGCAGCAACAACAACAACAUCAACAACAGUUACUUCUGGAACAAUUGUUGCACAGUCAGAUGCCUGAUCCUGGUUAUGGACAGUUGAAGGUAGAACCUGUAAGAGAUAACCUGCUCGAUCAAGUUCAGUUACGGAUGCAGCUUCUACAUGAACUCCAACAGAAUUCUCAUGCAAGGCACCUUGAUCCAUCACUGGAGCAGAUCAUCCAGGCCAAGAUUGGUCAGAGUGCACUACGGGGACAGCCAGCUGAUUUACUGGACCUAAGAUCACAAGCAAAGCAUGCGAAUAUGCUUUCUUCAGAACAGCAGCUUCAUUUCCAGCAAGAACAAUUGCGAGCACGUCAGUUAUCCAUGGCAUUGAGGCAGCAGUCAGGGCUAGAAAGUGAAGGGCAUAUAACUGGCCCAUGGUCUGUUGAUGAGGCUGGUCAGUUUGCCAGGAGUCCUGGUCAUCACCAAGCUCAUUCAGCGGGUUUUAGUGCUUCAGAUUUUUAUCAGCAACAGCAGAGGCUUUCUUCGCAUGAGGAGCAAUUCAACCACCAUAACUGGAAUCAUCCUUUACAGGAACAACAUCAGAGAGGGUUGUUUGAGCCUGGCUCUGUGGCAUUAAAUAGGUCAUUGUCUGUUCCUUCUGUUGUCACUCCUGGAAGGAAUUUGGAGGAUAUAAACACUCGAGCCCAAGGUCUAGAUUUUCCUGAUCAACAUCUCUAUAUGCACUCAACUGGUCAGCUGACUUCUUUUUCUUCUGGCAUACCCUCACACUCCCAACAAAUCUCUGAUGAGUUUUAUGCUACUCAUCCAGAUAUGAUAGAGAGCCACUCAUCUGGGAAUGAUAUGCUGCAGGAAAAUAGCUGGAUUGAAAAACAGUUGCGACAAUUGAACCUUUUAGGUGAUAGACAACGACAAGACACAGAAGUUAAUAUGACUUCUGUGGAUUCAAGUGUGCGGACAUCCACUGGCUGUGAUGGGGAGAACUCAGAGCAAGUUCUAAUGGAUCUUAUAUCUCAAAAUUCAGGUCUUCAAUCUGUGCAGUCCUCAGAAGUUGAUUACCAACAUAAAAUAUUGUCUAAUAAAACCCGGGAAGCCUUUUGGCCAAUUGCUGAGACACAGUUGUCAAAUCUUCCUUUUAAUCUUAUCCCAGAUCCAGAAGUCAUUGUGAACAGAUCCUUUGUGGAAGGGACACAAAAUUCCAAUUCAAAUGCACAAUUCAAACAUUCAGGGAAUGGUGAAAGAUUAAUCCUCAGGUCUGAUUCUGCUACACUAUUAGAACAGCCAUUGUUCUCCAGCAGCAUAGAAAAUUCAGGCUCUAUUGGUAAAUCAACAUUGGAUAAGAACUUAUUAGAGCUGGAAGGACCUAAGGGGAAGAGGCAUGGAUCCAAAGGCAUGAGCAUGUCAGUUUCAGAGAUCAAAGACAACUCAGUGGAGCAAGCAGAAAACUCUCUGGAUUAUGGAGAGCUGCCAAUUAAUGCCCAUAGUAGGCAUAGUUCUCUAAGUAGUGUUGGUGGAAAUGGAGGCUUAUACAAUUAUGAGAUGGGGCUAGACAAGUCACUUGGAGAAGUAUCAAAUGAAAGGCUUCUAGCAAGAGCCUCGACUUCCCAGGAUGUUUUGACUGAGCCGACUUCUGGAGCAUUUGUCAAGCAGAAAAGUUUAGUAACUCUUGCAUCUGAUGAAGGGAAGGGAGAAUCUGUCAGUAAUCCUGUAGCAACCCGGGUUACUGAAACUCAAGCAUUUGGCAAGAAAGAUAUGCGUUUUAGGAGGACCUCAUCUUGCAGUGAUGCUGCUGUUUCAGAGACAUCGUUCAUAGACAUGCUUAAGAAGCCAGUCCUUCCAGAAGCUGAUCCAUUAAAUGGAGUUGCUUUGGAGUCAUCUGAUGUUGGUGCACCAGCUGGGAAAAGUGGCAAAAAGAAAGGGAAGAAAGGAAGACAAAUUGAUCCUGCUCUCCUUGGCUUCAAAGUUUCUAGCAACCGGAUUAUGAUGGGGGAGAUCCAGCGGCUUGAAGAUUAACCAAAACAAGUUUGUACAUUUCACGUAAGUUUUGUUCCACCUGUAGAUAUUAUUUGUACAAUUGCUUUUAGAAUUUCUCAAUUUGUACAAUUGAUUUAGUUUGGAAUUCCAGCUUGCCGAUCACUAUGCAUUGUGUAAAUAAGGAAGCAAGGCAUUUGUAUAUACAUUAAACAGAAAUUUUUUGUAGGGUGAUCAUACAAUAAUGAAAGGAAUAAUUACAUUCAA